CAGCAUCGCGAUAACAAAGGAAAACCUCCGUGGAAGUUUGGAAAUUUUGUUGACGAAGCUCGGUGCGCUGCGAAGCAGCAGCAACCAGCCGAACUCCGCUGAAGUGGUUCAAGUUUGAGUGAUGGAUUUAGAGUAGUUUGAAGGAAGUUGUGAAGACGUUAAGUGGGAGAUUGUUUGAACCGCGGAUCGACCUGUUUUGGGGUUCCAAGUUCAAGGGGAUGAAAAAGUCAGCUGGUUCCAGUGUGGAAGCGCAUGAAAUGUUGCCCCCCAGUUAGCUGUGUGUGAGUUCCGAGUCUAGAAUCAGUGUGUAGUGAGUGUGGUGCCCACCAAUACCACCGUGUACGACCGACCUACCCACCAAGAAGAGUGCAAAAAAGGAUGCUGUGUAGCGGUGACGACGGAGGCGGGAGGUCUUUGUUCCCAAGUCGUGUCCGGUUGGUCCUAGUCGUCGCGCGUGGGUGUCCGUCCGCUAUGAAGAGUUGUUGUUGUUGGUGGUGAGCGCACCUUGGCAGAGUGUGGUGUCCACGUGGCCGCGGGCCGCGGCGUGAAGUGCGUUCCCUCGAUCCGAUCGAACGAAGAAGAAGAAAUUGUGAAGCGAUUGAUCCGAUUGGCCGCGAUUGAACGAUUAGGUUUCUAAUUGAGGUUUUCUUACAAGCUUUUUCAUUUAGCCGGUACAACGCAUCUUCCAGUGCUUCGGGGGGUCUUGUUGAAGCCGUGUUCAAGUGAUGUUCAAAUUGGCCAAGUGAUAGUGUAGUGCUUUCGAUUGAAUACGCUCGAGCAUUUCCGCAACUACGCGCCCGCUACACCGAGAGAGUAAAGUCCGUGAAGUGAAAUUUGUGCAAGCAUCAUCAGAGCAACCAACGAGCAAGUCGAUGGGGUGUCCAGCGCGUUAGAGUCGAGGGGAGGUCACAAUGACAACGUUCACGACGACCUGUUCACGAGUUAGAAGUGCUAGCUCGUCGCGGCCCCUCAUCGGUGCGGCAGCAUAGAAUUUCCAGCAGCGCGACGACGAAUUGGAGUGAAUUUCGUGCCGCUGGUGAAGACGGUCAAAGUGAGGAAGUGUGGAAGCAGUGGCAACAGCAACAACAGCACGGCGCGGCAACAUUCUGGUGGUGAAAAAUGUUUCUAAAAUGUGGAUUAAUCGUCGUUUUCACUCUUCUCGUCAUCGACAUCGAAAGUGGUUACGUAAGAGAAACAAAGAAAGAGCGCCCCCUCAACGAAUACAUAUCCCACUACGAAACCCUCAGCUACGACCACAAACAUCUGCAUGCUAGUCACAGUCGGGCGAAGCGAUCGGUCACCAAAGAUCACCAAGUUCAUCUUAGGUUUAAGGCGCACGGAAAAGAUUUUAACAUUAGGCUAAGGCGAGAUCUCAGUACAUUUAGCGAUAAGUUAGAAAUCCAUGGCCCGCACGGGGGCCCAAUCGAGGUGGACGCGUCCCACCUGUACGAGGGCGAGCUGAUCGGUGACCGGGACAGCACCGUCUUCGGCUCCAUCAUCGACGGCGUGUUCGAGGGCAAGGUCAUCGCCGGCUCGGGCCGGGACGCCUACUACGUGGAACGGGCCAAGCACUACUUCCGGAACAGCUCGGACCCGGAGACGCACCCGCUGUACCAUGUGCCCGGCCACGACCGGCCCUUCCACUCGGUCAUCUACAAGGAGGAGCACGUGGACGACCCGUACCGCCACCGGAGGAAAGAUGCCGGCAUCCAUCCGUCGGGGUGCGGCUUCAACGACGAGGUGUCCGCCUGGAUGGACCGCGUGCAAAAUUCCGCCGCCGAGGACCCAACCAUCGAGGAAGAGGACAGCGUCCAGAACCAGGACGAACAAACCGCAGACAGUGGCCAGACCGGCAGCAGCGGACACAAUAACGUGAAUAAUUUAUUCCAAAAAUCAUCAACUCAGCCAAACUAUAAUAACGUUAACGGUAGCCACGGUGGCGGCCAUCAGCAGCAGCAAAAGCAACCCAAUGCUAAUUACCGUAAAAACUAUUCUAAAGAUAAGGCCAGCCGGCAGGGAGGAGCAGGAGGUGACGAAAGCAACCGCAUCGAAACCGGCUACGAGUUCAAGUUCCCGCACGAAAAGUAUUCGAAGGCUGCGAACUGGCGAGCCACCGGGGAGCAUCCGGACGACGGGAGCUGGCACCGGAGAUCGCACGAGCGGGUCCGGCGGGCAACGCGGCCCAAGGAGGAGAACAAAAACACCUGCUCGCUGUACAUCCAGACGGAUCCGCUGAUCUGGCGCCACAUUCGGGACAGUAUCGCAGAUCACGACCGGGGCCGCAAGCAGGAGAUUGACGAGAAAACCCGCGAGGAAAUCCUCUCGCUGAUUGCCCACCACGUGACGGCGGUCAACUACAUCUACCGCAACACCAAGUUUGACGGCCGGAUAGAGCACCGGAACAUCCGGUUCGAGGUUCAACGGAUCAAAAUUGACGACGAUACGGCGUGUAACGAAAACUACAACGGCGAAUCGAACGCGUACUGUAUGGAGAACAUUGACGUGUCCAACUUCCUGAACCUGCACUCGCUGGGCAAUCACGAGAUCUUCUGUCUGGCCUACGUGUUCACUUAUCGAGACUUCACCGGCGGUACCCUCGGGUUGGCCUGGGUGGCCUCGGCGUCCGGCGCUUCCGGUGGAAUCUGUGAGAAGUACAAGACGUACACGGAAACGGUCGCCGGGCUGUACCAGAGCACGAAGCGAUCGCUCAACACGGGCAUCAUCACGUUUGUGAACUACAACAGCCGCGUUCCGCCGAAGGUUUCGCAGCUGACGUUGGCCCACGAGAUUGGGCACAACUUUGGGUCGCCGCACGACUACCCGGCCGAGUGCCGGCCCGGAGGCAUCAACGGGAACUACAUCAUGUUCGCGAGUGCCACCAGCGGUGACCGACCGAACAACAGCAAGUUCUCGAGCUGUUCGGUGCGCAACAUCUCGAACGUGCUGGACGCCAUCGAGGACAACAAGAAGCGCAACUGCUUCCUGGCGUCGGAGGGCGCCUUCUGCGGCAAUAAGAUCGUGGAAAUUGGCGAAGAGUGCGACUGCGGGUUCAACGACGAGGAGUGUUCCGACCGGUGCUGCUACCCGCGCGUCAUCGGCGAAGUGGACCUGGGACUGAACUCCACGGCGAAGGGUUGCACGCGAAAGGCCCGCACGCAGUGUAGUCCCUCGCAGGGACCGUGCUGCGACAGCAACACGUGCAAGUUCGUGUCCAGCUACGCGAACAUCACGUGCAAGGAGGAAACGGAGUGCUCGUGGAGUUCGACCUGUAACGGGACGACGGCCGAGUGCCCGGAGCCGAAGCCCCGCGACGACAAGACCAAGUGCAAUAACGGAACCCAACUGUGCAUCAAGGGUGACUGUUCCGGCUCGAUCUGUCUGCUGUGGAACAUGAGCGAGUGCUUCCUGACGUCCAACAUCAUCCCGAACAUUGACAAGCGCAAGCUGUGCGAGCUGGCCUGCCAGAACGGGAACGAUACGAGCACGUGCCGCAGCACCAGUGAGUUUGCCCACCUGUACGGACUGCCGGACGGGGGGAUCAGCCUGCGGCCCGGCUCGCCCUGUGAUAACUUCCAAGGCUACUGUGAUGUAUUUUUAAAGUGCCGCGCCGUCGACGCCGAGGGCCCGCUGGUGCGGCUCAAGAACAUGCUGUUCAACCGGCAGGUGCUGCAAACCGUCGCCCAGUGGGUCACGGAGAACUGGUACAUGGUCUGUCUGAUGGGCAUCCUGUUCGUCAUCUUCAUGGGCAUGUUCAUCAAGUGCUGCGCCGUCCACACGCCCAGCUCGAACCCGAAGAAGGCACCGGCGCGGCGCAUCCAGGACACCCUGCGGCGGCCGAUGAACACGCUGCGGCGGAUGCGCCACCAUCACAGCAGUAGUGGCCACGGGCCGCGAAGUGUUCCGGUGCCGCACGGUGAACGGUCCCGCAGUGGGGGUGGCGGCGGCGGAGGUGGCGGAGGAGGGGGAGGUGGAGGAGGUAGAAGUCGAAGACUGGACGAUGUCCACGGGGAUCGCCGAAGUGGGCAUCCGUCGUCGUCGUCGGGCCAUCGGGACGGCAGCGCCCGUCCCUCGGCCAACAGUUCCAGAGUGCCAGCGCAUGGGUAUGGUGAAGGCAGAGGCCAACAAUACUAUCCACCGAAAGCAACCGCACCGCUAAUACAGAAUUAUAGCAGGAUGAGCAAUGCCGAGCUGUAUGCCGAAGCGUACCCCCAUCCGGCGGCGGCGGCGUACGGCGAGUUGCCCCGACGCCACUACACCAACAAUAAGGUCUGACCGGCCGACGGAGCAGCAGAAGCAGCAACUACUAUUUCUACUAUUACAACAACAACAACUACUACUACUAGCCAUGAACCGGUUGAGCAGGAGCAGGUUGCGUUCUUUGAGAAUGUCGAGCGGAAGUUCUACUACAACAAUAACAAUAUUUAUAAGAUAUUUUUAUUUUUCUAAAAACGGUGAACCAAAAAAAAAAGGCAGAACAAAACUCAAAGCAAAAGAGAAACUCAUAAAUGAGAAUAACUCAAACACGCAAAACAGAACAAACAAACAAAAAAUAGAGGAAACCGAAAAUCAAAUAGGAAACACACACACACAUUUUUUCGCUCUCACCAGUUUAGAACGUUUAGUAAGAUGAAGCGAGCGAACGAGUGAAGUGAAUGUGAGAGAAUUGCAAAUAGGAAUCGUUUAGCAAGAGACAGCAAAACAGUUGAGUGUAUUAGUUCUUAAACAUUUGAACAAAAACAAAAUAAGAGAGAUACUUUGUAACUGUGCGCUUUUUGAGGUGUUGAACUUUUUUCCCCACAGACUUGAAUUGAACUGAACGAAAAGAAAAAACGGGAAAGAUCUGGUAAGCAAACGUAUCAAAAAAAAACUUCAUUGCCGAAAAUUGAGAAAAAAGAUAAACAAACUUAUAAAAGAAGAAAAAAAAACUCUUUCCUCCGGGUCCAGUAAAAAAAAGAAUACAAAAACGUUAAACAAGUAAACUAUUAUAGCAAACAAAACGUGUAAAAAAAAACAGAAAACAAGAAAGGUAACCAAGAAGCGAAGCGGUAUUAAGUUUUUAUUGUACUUCUUCUCCGUUGUUUAAUUGGUGUUUGUUUAGUCAGUUGGCCAGAGAAAAAGGUGCCGAGGCGCGUAUUAAAUGGAAGGGAAACAGUUUGGAAUCUAACUAAGUAAAAAGGACGACGAUAUAAAAAAAACAA
Culex pipiens pallens (northern house mosquito) is the source of this 5198-nucleotide messenger RNA. RefSeq names its product disintegrin and metalloproteinase domain-containing protein 10 (gene kuz). Gene Ontology annotation, cellular component: plasma membrane. Bases 1120 to 4272 code for a protein of 1050 amino acids. The transcript has 14 exons. The record is from RefSeq and is a predicted model, not a curated record. Lineage: Eukaryota; Metazoa; Arthropoda; Insecta; Diptera; Culicidae. Gene Ontology annotation, molecular function: metalloendopeptidase activity. Gene Ontology annotation, biological process: Notch signaling pathway; membrane protein ectodomain proteolysis.